AUGCCCCCAGAUUCUGCUUCUCUGAUCGAGGAAUGCACCAAUGGAACGACUAAGGCUGGAUUAUACUUAUCUCGCCUGGGACUGGAACAAGAGUUCAAGAACCCCAACAGACCAGGCAGGCCCAACUUUAAAUCAGUUCCCGAACUUCAAGGCUUUUGGGUUGCGACAAACCUGGAAAUCAAAGCGAUUGCAGCGCUUUAUCAGUCAAGGAAAGCCAUACGCGAGGCGCUCAGAAACCGGCUCAUAUGCCUAGACGAAAUCUCAAGAGACUGUCUCAACAGUUACGGUCAGCAGAUCUGGAACAACGGAGAAGAAGCAGACUUUGUUCUUUCUGUUGAUACCACUACCGCACCUUCGAAGAUCAAGGGUCAUGCCCAGGUCGCAGAGGACAAAUAUCUAAGGCACCUGAUCUACGAACACCCCAGUGAUGAACGCAAAAUACGGCUGCAAGUCUCUGCAUGGAUCAUCCAGCGCGCCUGUCGAAAGGCCGAGGACGAUCGUCGUGAAGGAAAGACCGCCCAGAAAGCAUACGGGAAGGUAUCAAACAAGUCUUCGAGCUUUGUGCAGGCAGCCAGUGUGAAUCGCUCCAAGCGUACCCGCAGCACAUCAUUGUCGUAUGAUAGCUUUGAUGAGCUGAACGACAAUUACUCUGCCGAUCCUGCAGUGAGAUCCAAGCAUACAGGACACUCUAAUACUGUUGAUCAGUCCCAACGACGAUCAUCGAGAAAAGAUCAUGAUAUACAGCACACACCGGCAAAAAGACGCAAAAAACAGAUUGUGGCGGUUGUAAUACCCCCAAGGAGGUCUCAGGAUAUUGAGGCCACAGGAACGGCUAGCAGGAAGCGUAAGCGGGGCGAAUUACUAUACAACAGAAAUACGGCCAUUCGCUCUAUACGAGGCAAAAAAGAAGACAUCCCUAGGGAAACACCACAAACACCAAAUUCACGCCGUACGACGCGGGGUCACACAAGAACGAAAGCAGGCGGUGAGCGACCCAGUAAAUUUGGUGCUGAAGGCAACCGAGAACGACUGGUUCGCCAGCUAGAUGAUGACCGAGAUGCCCUCGGAGAAGAGCUUCAUGAUCUUCUAUUGCCGCACAACCCUGGAUGCCACUACCUUGCUGAUAUCAAGCGAACAACUGGACUCAUCGACUCCAUAGCGCUCAACGAUGCCGAGGGCAUCCAGAAAGCACUGGGGAACGCCCACGAGAAGCACAAGAUUGCUCUAGACAGAUGGUUGGGGUGUGUCAAAACACUUGUCGAAUUUCGCGAGAUUACCAGUCUCGAGGGCGAUGAGGUUGUUAUUGAGGCCAGAUUUCCGAGCCUAACGUUAGGCAUCAAGAAGAAGGCACGGUUUCUUCGGAAUAAAAAGCGUCGAGAGAUUUUGAGCUGGUUCAAGAAGGAUAAGUUCAAAAUCUUCGAUUUCUCCCAAGAGGUGGCCUCCAUACUCUUGAAGAUGACUAGCUGGGGUGGCUUGGAUAUGGAUCCUGAAGAACUUCUCGACGAUAUGAUACCUUUCACAACGCGGCUGUUGGAAUGGUUCAGGGCCGUGCCGUCCAACUCUACUACAGGCGUUAUAAAACCCUAA
Molecule: messenger RNA, 1587 nt
Organism: Alternaria atra
Lineage: Eukaryota; Fungi; Ascomycota; Dothideomycetes; Pleosporales; Pleosporaceae
Exons: 2
Coding region: 1-1587 (528 amino acids)
Source: RefSeq, a predicted model, not a curated record